GAGGUAUAUUUGAUUUUCUGUCUCCAGAAGAGUUUAGUGAGGGGAUAAAGAAGACCGUUUUGCUGCUGACUCCAAGGAAGAUCUCAACAAUGGAGAGCCUAAGCAAUAAGGUGCAGAAAACAUGCUGUUUGUUGGUUCUGGUCAUUCUCUUUUCGCUAGCUUUGACAUCGCACAGCACACCUGAUUGCUGCCUCCAGAAGACUUGCUCAUGCCGAAUUUAUGAUCUUCUCCAUGGCUCAGGCAACCAUGCCGCAGGUAUUUUAACCCUUGGCAAGAGGAAGAGCAACUCCCUAAAUAUGCAGACACGUCUGCAGAGGCUGCUUCAGGGCUCAGGGAAUCAAGCCGCUGGUAUUCUCACCAUGGGCAAGAGGUCUCAAGAAACCAGAAAGAAUCCCUAUACGUUUGGUCAAAUGACCAGUAAUGUGGUCUUCAACACUCCAUCACCUCUUACUCUGUGUCCUGCAUUGAUGGAACCAGCUAACAUCAGCAAAGACAAAGGGGCUAUUUUCCCCCAAGACCCUAAUAUGUAGCUGUGUCUGAACCUGGAUGUUUCCAUUAAAUUCAAAGGUUUAUGAGACCCCAGACAAUGAAAUGACUGGUACCACCCCAACCCUAGAAAAUAUACCAAAUCUUUUAAAUAAUGGUCCCAGAUCUACAACACAUUGAAACUUCUGGUUUCUAUAUCCUAACAGCAGAUAUCUGUUUUUUA
Messenger RNA from Pelobates fuscus (common spadefoot toad), 709 nucleotides. It is a transcript of the gene HCRT, whose product is annotated as hypocretin neuropeptide precursor. The record is from RefSeq and is a predicted model, not a curated record. NCBI's taxonomy places the organism in Eukaryota, Metazoa, Chordata, Amphibia, Anura, Pelobatidae. The coding region runs from base 90 to 530 and encodes 146 amino acids. Gene Ontology annotation, biological process: regulation of neurotransmitter secretion; sleep; positive regulation of transmission of nerve impulse. Gene Ontology annotation, cellular component: perinuclear region of cytoplasm. Gene Ontology annotation, molecular function: type 1 orexin receptor binding; type 2 orexin receptor binding; neuropeptide hormone activity. The transcript is spliced from 2 exons.